This is a messenger RNA of Wasmannia auropunctata (little fire ant), 666 nucleotides long. RefSeq lists its product as uncharacterized. The record is from RefSeq and is a predicted model, not a curated record. Gene Ontology annotation, cellular component: membrane. Bases 1 to 666 code for a protein of 221 amino acids. Gene Ontology annotation, molecular function: odorant binding; olfactory receptor activity. The transcript has 3 exons. Gene Ontology annotation, biological process: sensory perception of smell. NCBI's taxonomy places the organism in Eukaryota, Metazoa, Arthropoda, Insecta, Hymenoptera, Formicidae.
AUGGCAAUAAAAAUAACACCGAAAACUGCUGUUACGUUUACAAAAGUGAUAGUCGCUUUGUGCUUUUCGUGGCCGCUUUCAAAGAACGCUAUUUGUAUGAAUACAAUGAUAUUGAGCGUACCUGCAGCAUACACCGUUUAUCGUAAUGACUACGAUCUACCAAAGCUAACGAAGUUAUGGUGCUUGCUAGGUGUCUUUAUACAGGUCUCUCUGGAGAUAACACAAUGUGCACUGCAAUAUGAUCGAUUGCAAUAUUUGAUUUCGGAAAUGGAGCAUAAUUUGGAGUGUGCGGAACCAUACGAGAAAGAGAUUUAUCAACGGUACGUCGAUAGAUGCGCGAUGUUUUACGCGAGCUCCACACUGGCAGUUUUUCUCACUGCGUGUUUAACGAUAAUUACACCACUGAUAGCGACCGAUCAGAUCUUCCCAACAGAUGCAAAGUACCCUUUCGACGUGGACCGUGAACCAAUGAGAACUAUUAUCUUUUUACAUCAAUUCGUCGCUAUUUGGCAGUGCUUUUCUAUGGUUUGCCUCGGUACCUUUGCUGCUCUUCUCAUGUGGUUUGCCGCGGCACGUUUCGAAAUCUUGUCGCAACAAUUUCGUAUGGUCACCGACAUCUACGGCAUCAUCGAAUGUAUAAGGCAACAUGUGAAAAUAUUAAGGUAA